AUGGGAAGCGUAGGGAUUGAGCCAUUUCAGACCACGUUCGCUGUGCCACUCCACUGUGAGUCUUGCGUUAAAGAUGUCACUGGGGCUUUGAACCAACUAGAAGGCAUCCGCAAGAUCGAGUGCAAUCUCGCCGACCAACUCUUUUUUAUUGAAGGGACAGCACCCCCGUCAUCUAUUGUAUCAGCCAUCGAGUCUACCGGACGAGAUGCGAUCUUGCGAGGGAGUGGGAAGGCGGACUCUGCUGGGGUGUGCAUCUUGGAGACGCACGCGAAGGGAGUGUCAGAUCCUGUAAGAGGGCUGGCAAGGAUGGUCCAGGUGUCAGAAAAUCGAACCCUGGUGGACCUGACUUUACGUGGGGUAUCGCCGGGAACUUAUCACGCGACGGUGCGGGAGACGGGAGAUAUCUCACGUGGUGCAGGAUCAACCGGUGGCAUCUGGCAAGCGGUCAAGGCUCUGGGAGGCUUCGAUCAGCCUCGCGGCAUGUUUGGCACCGUCGAAGUUGGCAAAGAUGGCCGCGGCAGUGCCUUUUUGGACCGGCCUGUGUCAAUUUGGGAAAUUAUCGGUCGCAGCAUUGUCGUGUCGAAACAGCGAGAGGGACCGUUUCAGACCGAGGACGCAAACACCCUGGUCGGGGUGAUCGCUCGCAGUGCCGGCGUCUGGGACAAUGACAAGACACAACAAGCUGCGAUUAUUCGGCAGCAGGCUGCAUUGGCCGCCGAAUGA
Molecule: messenger RNA, 723 nt
Organism: Exophiala spinifera
Lineage: Eukaryota; Fungi; Ascomycota; Eurotiomycetes; Chaetothyriales; Herpotrichiellaceae
Exons: 4
Coding region: 1-723 (240 amino acids)
Biological process (GO): removal of superoxide radicals
Cellular component (GO): cytoplasm
Molecular function (GO): superoxide dismutase copper chaperone activity; copper ion binding
Source: RefSeq, a predicted model, not a curated record